Molecule: messenger RNA, 2625 nt
Organism: Cladocopium goreaui
Lineage: Eukaryota; Dinophyceae; Suessiales; Symbiodiniaceae
Source: the annotation of a GenBank genome assembly
AUGUGGGCUGUGCGGGUUUUCCUCAUUGUCACGGUGGGUGGCUAUCAGGAUAAGGAAAGGCAAGUGCAUCUAAGGGCUUCGGCAAAGACCUUGCCCAGCAAACAGGUGAUCUUUUUCCGGCACUGCGUCCGGUCCACCAAUCGCCAGGUGAAAGGCGUCGAUGGCUUUGGCUUUGCUGAGAACUUUACGAACCGGUCCCUGCCCAAUUGGCAGACGCCGGAGCGCUGGUGCACCGCACAAGGGGCAGAGAUGAUGGAACACACCGGCAAGUGGUUGGCACAAACCCGGUUUCCUUCCAUCACCUCCAAGACUCUUCAAAUGAUCUCAGAUGUCAUGAACCGGGACGCGACCUCUGCGAAUCAUUUGCUGCAAGGUCUGGCCAAAAAAAACGAAACCUAUGACUUCACAGUGCAGUUUCUGCCUCACCUGUUCCACUCCUUCGGACAUGGCAGAACUCUAUGUACGCCGAAUUCGAGCCUGGUGAAGAAGGAGUCCGCAGAGUUGUUGCUCUCCACCACGAUGCCUAUGGGUGUUGGACGGCUUCAUGAGCACAUGAACACCACCAGGUAUCGCGAGGCCCUCCGGACCUUGGAAACUUUCGUAGGCCGUGGCGAAGCAGGUCCCCUGGAGGACUUGCCUGUGCCUUCGGUAUCAGCAGAUGGAAGUGUGAAACUCGGUGGCGCCAGUGUCAUGAGAUUCUUCGCACAAAAUCUGAUGUACGCCUUCGCCUCAGGCAUUCCCUACACGUCGGCCACCAUGGAGCAAAGAUACUCCUACGUUGAAUGGGUUUAUUUCUACCGGAAGGUUCUAUCCCAAGUCCCUGCGAAGCUGGCAGUCCAAAGGGCCUGUGGCAUUCUCAAAGUGAUUGAUGACUUGCGAAGUCCAUUGGGACCCAAUAUGAUGUACUCGGGCCACGACGGUGAUCUUGACGCCCUGGCGUUGGCUUUUCAACUCUCCUGGGAGGCUCCGCCCUGGCCCGGCACCUCGCCGACGCCUCCGGGCUCGGCCUUGGCCUUCACAGUGCAGCCGGAGGAAGUGAAGGCGGAGUUCCUCUACCCCGUUUUCAAUGGCAGCGCAGCGAUCGACUUGCGCAGCAUGGCCACGAGCCCGGCCAAAGUGGAUCUCGCGGCAGUGGAGGAGCGCGUGAAGAAACUGAUCCGCCUCUAUGCAGGCCAAUCCUGCAUCGAUGCCUGCCAGGGUGCCUUGGCUCCGAGCGAUGACUGGUGCGACCUCCCAGCAGAUCUGGUUCACUACCUGGAUCCAUGGGAGGAGGCGGCGCCGUCAGAGGGCCCUUGGCGCACCCUCGAGCUGGUAGCAUGCCUGCGGCUCCUUCAAAAGGCAUUGAGACAGGUCUGUGAGGCGCUGCGGCAGCAGCCGGCCUUGCAACAUGUCCUGGUGGGAGUUCACAGCUCGCAACGCUGGGAGGACGCCCUGCGCUCCUGGGACUCAGAGCAACAGCGCCUUUUAGGAGGCUGGAUGCCUCCCAAAUGUCGCAGUCACGCGGGGCGUUUACCCAGCGAGAUGCUGCACGGAGUGUCUGAACACUUCUCCCUGCUUGCACAGCGGGGCCGAAAGAACCCCAGGCGCUGGGUUUACAACUUCCAGAGCACAUGGCGUAUUGCUCUGAAGUUCCUGGAGUUUUUGCAGGUUUUGGCACUGGAUGGAUUUGGCACCAUGUCAGAUCUGGCUUAUUGGUUACAUCGUCGGAGCUACCGUGAGGGUGCCCUCACGGAGCAAGAGAUCUGGACUGCAGUGGCCAAAGAGCCACCGAUUUUCAGGAUCGCGGGGGUCAACGUCACGGCGCCGUUGCGCCACGACGUGGCAGCCCCCAGUGUGGUGGAUGCCGCAGCGCGCGGCCGUGUGCCUGGGCAGGAGCCCUUUCGGAUGGUGGAAGUGGGCGUCUUUCAAGGCAAUUUGUCGAAACAUGUUUGGCAGCGAAGCGCCACAUUACCAGGAGCCUUUGAGAUGCAUUUGGUCGACCACUGGGGCACGCCUGAAGUGCCCAUGUCACAACGUGGCAAGGCCGAUCCUGACCCCAGCGGAACUGGCUCCAACAUGGCGGGGCAGAGCAACGACACGGCGCUGCUGCAGCUGUGGCAACACUUCGGACGCCACGGCGCACGUCGCUUCGAAGUGCCCCAUUGGGGAUCCAGGGCCUGCUCUUUGGCGUUCGAAGCUGCUAAGCGUGGCUCUGACCUCUUCGUACACCGCAGUGCCAGCGUGGCGCCUGCCAGGUGCUUUCCCGAUGGCAGCCUGGAUUUGGUCUACAUAGAUGCGGAUCAUAAAUGGUGGAGCGUGCUGCAGGACCUAACAACCUGGUGGCCCAAGAUCAAACCCGGUGGCCUCAUGAUGGGACAUGACUUUCAUUUCAAUCCCCUGAUGGAGCGGGCAUCCCUGGGCACGGGCGAUGUGAACGACGUGCCCCUGGCAGUGGGCGCCUUCUUCCGUUGGCCCACCAUGGUCUCGUUGCACUCCGGGUUCGUGUGGUCGACGCAGAAACCCCUAGAUGCCAUGGCCAACGCCACCGAGACGCGACUCCGACAGCAGGAUUUGUGCGAUUUGCUGCGGAGGAAGCUUCAACCUCAUUGGGAAUUUGAAAUCUGCGGAUCCACCCAACCAAAAUAG